GCAUUUCUGACGUCGUUUUCCCCCUUACAAGUCCGGCCUGCCAGCUUGUCCUGUUAAAAAUUACAACAAUCAACCUUAAUCACCUACAUACAUGUAUCCUUCCUAACCCAAGUUUACCUGACUAACAUUGGAUACAUACAAUCCGACAAUCCAACCUCUCCUAUUUUCGCCUCCCUUUCUUUUCUUUUCUUUUUUCCCUACGUGCCUACGUGUAGGUACAAUUCCCUACUUAUAUAAUAAGGCCUAAGUCGAAUAAGAUAGAAGGCUAUUCACUUUCCCUAUACUCUCUAUACGGACACAUUUUAAUAUUCGGUUCUGGCCAUGUAAUAAUAAUUCUCGGUUUAAAUCUUCCUAUAUAUACGCUACGGCGCACAAGUCGAACUCCGGGGAGUAAGUCCGAAAAUUCGACGGAAUUCCGUGUUACAGUACCGAUCGUUUCCGAUUCGACGAUCCUCGUGAGCGCACAUAUAUACAGGGUCAAGCUAGGAUGCCAUGUCCCUCUUAUAGCCACGUUGAAGCGAUACCGCCUUCUCUCGAAUCUACACCAUGACGCAUACCGUAGACCUUCUCCCAUCCGUUCCCUCGCUUCAAUCCUCCAACGUUAAAACCCUAUCGAAGGGUAAGCGACAACCGAACGUAGACCCCGUCUCCAGAGUUCUCGACGGACUCCUAUACCUCAAAGAUGGCCUUACACAUAAAGAGAGGGCGGAUAAAAGGAGGUUAGAGGAGCGAAAACAAAUUCUGUCCGCGCGGUUACAGAGUGCCGAAUCUUAUACGGAGUGGGAUGCAGCAGCGCAUGAAUUGGAUAUACUUGAGGGUAAUGAGGAAUGGAAGGCCGAUACUUCGACAGGAGACUACAAUCCUGACCUUCUAGAAAUGCGCCUACGAGAACUCGAUGAUGCCCGUACGAAUUGUGAUAUGCAAGCUAUGAUGCAUCUCGUCAGAACAGCUUUGUCGCGUGACCUGGGUGGCAUGGGCAAUAUUGAUCUCUACCGACACUCUUACUGCGGUACUAAGAAGUUGAUCGAGCGUUAUGUGGAUUCUACAUUACAAACUAUUACGGCUCUAGUUGAACAGAGCGCGCAUCACUUUCCGGAUGACUUGGGUCCGAAGGAUUUGUUGGAUGCGAUGCUUUAUGCUCGCCAGAGCUUUGGCCGAAGCGCUCUUUUACUGAGCGGUGGUGGUACCUUCGGCAUGACACAUAUCGGUGUUCUGAAGGCUAUGUUUGAGGCCAAGUUGCUUCCGCGUAUUAUCUCGGGUGCUUCAGCCGGUUCGAUCGUUUGUUCUGUUGUUUGCUCGAGGACAGACGACGAAAUUCCCCAGUUAAUGGAAGAGUUUCCACAUGGUGAUCUAGCUGUGUUCGAAGAGGAGGGCAACGAAGACGGCAUUCUAAAUCAUCUGCGGAGAUUACUCACUGAGGGUAAUUGGUCAGAUAUCAAACACUUAACUCGCGUGAUGCGCGAUUUGCUUGGUGAUAUUACGUUCCAAGAAGCAUAUAACCGGACCAGAAGGAUAUGCAACAUUUGUGUUUCCUCGGCAUCUAUAUACGAACUACCUCGGUUGUUGAACUACGUUACAGCGCCCAACGUCAUGAUAUGGUCCGCUGUCGCAGCAUCAUGUUCAGUCCCAUUGGUUUUCAGCGCUGCGCCGCUAUUAGUCAAGAAUCCUGUAACAGGCGAGCACAGUACUUGGAAUCCUACUCCGCAAAUGUGGAUUGAUGGUUCCGUCGAUAAUGAUCUCCCGAUGACGAGGCUUGCCGAAAUGUUCAACGUCAAUCAUUUCAUCGUUUCACAAGUUAAUCCUCAUGUUGUUCCUUUUCUCGCCAAGGAUGAUGCACCAUGUCCACCUGCCAGCGCACGCCACGAGUUUGUCUACAAGGAGGAAUCAGAUUGGUUGCGUACUAUUACGUCCUUAGCAAAAAGCGAGGCUUUACACAGGAUGCAAUUUAUGGCUGAGAUUGGUAUCUUCCCGACGCUUGUCAGCAAAUUACGGUCAAUCCUAAGCCAGAAAUACUCCGGCGAUAUCAAUAUUCUUCCAGCUAUGGGAGUCUGGGAUUUACCAAAGGUGCUGAAAAAUCCAACAACAGAAUUUAUGUUGCGAUCAUGUCUAUUAGGCGAGCGCGCAACUUGGCCGAAAUUAUCUCGCAUACGCGAUCGUUGCGCUAUUGAAUUAGCGCUUGACCGUGCUGUCCAUGCUUUGCGAGCCCGUGUUGUAUUUAGUAAGAGCCAAGUCGAUUUACGAAGGAUGGCAACAAGUUCGCUUGCGAGAACAAUUAGAGAUGGUCAUGAAGCAGCAGCGCUAAAUUUAGCCCACACGAUAUCCCCUUCAACGAGGGAUAAGUUAAAACAUCGUCACCGACGGUCGAGUGGAAGCAAUCUGCUUAAUCCACACCAUCACAGCUUGAUCAAUGACAACCCUUAUAAAAUAACGGACGACGAUACAGAUGAAGAGGAACGCCUUGAGAUGACGAUGCGACAUCCUCGUGCUAAACCAAAGAUCAAACUCAAGAAAUUUUCAAGAGGUCAUAUAUUACAAACAGGGCCUAAAACCAGUCCUGUUGUGUCUUCCACGGAACCAGACUCAUUUGAUUUUUCUCAGCCAAUAACUCCCACCGGCAAUAGAAAUUCCAAUGGAUCGACUCCGAAGAAAUCCGCGCUUUCGACGAUAUUCACCGCGCAUCUGGACAAUAAUAUUGCUGAGACGGCUUCUAUGACUUCGCCGCAAGAAAAUUCUCAGCAGGAUGUUGAGCUUGAAACUAGCGACUUGCAUACUUCGGAUGCCGAUAUUGAAAGCCAUACAGACGAGGAUGCGAUACGGUCGAUGCAUAGGCCACUCAGCUCACGUAGUAACAUUCCAACGGCGAAUUAUGGUUAAGUCCAACCGAUAGAAAGUCGGACGCCUCAAUCAAGUUUACCUGCGGCAUAGAAAUACAAGACAGAGUGGUCCUCAGCAUGGUGUAAGACCUCGGUUUGGAACCGCAUAGGAGCAUCAAGUCCCCAGUAGAUAGAGGGGCCCAUUCUAAACAAUAGAAGCUAGGGAACAUGAUAUAAAGCAAGCAUAGCUGAUAGCAGGAGUCGGUCACACAACAUUCAUACAGAGGACAUAGCAACACUUGUUUAAGUAGGUGGUGAGCUCGAGACAAGUGUUGACGCAUUAGACCAUUCAUCAUUGCAUUAGACAAGUGCAUGGGGAAGGAAUUAAAUGUACAUAUAUCAUACCAUAUU
Hypoxylon trugodes is the source of this 3224-nucleotide messenger RNA. Its product is annotated as patatin-domain-containing protein. Bases 547 to 2874 code for a protein of 775 amino acids. The record is from RefSeq and is a predicted model, not a curated record. Gene Ontology annotation, biological process: lipid metabolic process. The transcript has a single exon. NCBI's taxonomy places the organism in Eukaryota, Fungi, Ascomycota, Sordariomycetes, Xylariales, Hypoxylaceae. Gene Ontology annotation, molecular function: triacylglycerol lipase activity.